This is a messenger RNA of Erythranthe guttata (spotted monkey flower), 1318 nucleotides long. Its product is annotated as calcium uniporter protein 5, mitochondrial. The record is from RefSeq and is a predicted model, not a curated record. Gene Ontology annotation, biological process: mitochondrial calcium ion homeostasis; calcium import into the mitochondrion. Gene Ontology annotation, cellular component: uniplex complex. Gene Ontology annotation, molecular function: calcium channel activity; uniporter activity. NCBI's taxonomy places the organism in Eukaryota, Viridiplantae, Streptophyta, Magnoliopsida, Lamiales, Phrymaceae.
UCUCACUUCAAUUAUCUCUCUCUCUCUCUCUCUCUCUCUCUCUCAUGGCAAUUCGCCGAACACUUUCCAAGCGCUUGUUCAGCGCCACAACUCCAGACUCAAUAUCUCCGAUCACAACUCCGCCGCCGUCCAUGGCGGCGCGGCCCAACGCAGCCAAAGCGAACCACCACCGCGAGUUCAUCACCUCCCCGGACUCCGCCACCGCCGGCUUCUUCCGCCGCUUCCUCCAGCGUCGAUCCAUCAACAACGACCAUUCCUCUCCCGCCGACGCCUUCCCCUCCUUCCUCACGCUCCCCGUCGGAGAGAAGCUCCGCGAGAAAAUCAGGUCAAUGAACGUCUCCGCCGGCGGAGACCAUCGCCUCCACCUCGACGAGUUGAUCCCGCCGCGCCCGACGGCGGCGGAGGAGGAAGGUUUCCGUGUUGCUGCGGCGGACGCGAAGAGAGUGCUGAGGUUCGUGCGGAUGGAGCAGAUCCGAGAGACGCUGAGGAAUAUUCCGGCGAGUGCGAUUCCGCACGGCGAGUUUGUACGGAUCUGCGGUGACGUGUGCGGCGAUAGAGAAAUGGGGCCGGAGUUUGCGAAGACGCUGGAUGAAUCUGGAAACGUCAUCGUUUUAGGUGGCGUCGUUUUCCUCCGCCCCGAUCAGGUGGCCAAAUCAAUGGAGACACUAAUUUCUCAAUCAAUAGCCAUGCCAAAUGAUCCACGAAGAAAAGAAUUGGAUAAUCUCGAACACGAAAAAGCCUUGAUCGAUAAAAAAGCCCGAUCAAUCGUUCGAGCAGAACUUUACUGCGGGCUGGGCUUUAUGAUUGCUCAAACAUUGGGCUUCAUGAGGCUAACUUUUUGGGAGCUGAGUUGGGAUGUGAUGGAGCCCAUUUGCUUCUUUGUGACCUCGCUUCACUUUGCGUUAGCCUACGGCUUCUUUUUGAGGACUUCGAAAGAGCCAUCUUUCGAAGGCUAUUUUCAGCGCAGGUUCAGAGUUAAGCAAAAGAAACUUAUGGAAUUGCAUAGUUUCGAUUUGGAGAGGUAUAAUCAGCUGUGUGAGGCUUUCUAUCCCAGUUAUGGGAAGCAAUAUUAUAGCAAGAAUUCCGUCGAGUGUUUAAAUCGUGGACGAGGGUCGGAUUUUGGUUCGAUCUAUGGUUGAAUGGUACCAAGCACAUAUCAUUAGUGUUUUUUUUUUUGCCUAGUUAAAUAUAAUGAGGUGGGAAUGGAAUGAGAUUUUGAGUUUGUAGAGUUUUGUAAGUAAAAACUACAAGUAACUUUUGUGUAGGUCUUUUUUAUGUAUGGAAUCUAAUUAUAAGGUUUAUUCUAUGCUGUAUUGGA